Molecule: messenger RNA, 1876 nt
Organism: Seminavis robusta
Lineage: Eukaryota; Bacillariophyta; Bacillariophyceae; Naviculales; Naviculaceae
Source: the annotation of a GenBank genome assembly
CGCCUCUCCUUUCUGAGAGUGUGAGAGUGUGCCUACCUGCGGUACCGUCCGGUCCGGUACCACUCCCACCCUGGGAGUAUUUAUAAUGGGGUUUUGUAAAUCCUCUCAUCCACAAAGGUUAAAUCCCUAAUUACCGUACUACACAGUGUAGUACCGGUACAUUGUGCGUGGUACAGACUUAUGAGUUCUAAUAAGACAGCGCAUUCAGCUUGCACCAUUGCUCUUCGAACGACGAGAACGUGAGAACCCCUCCACAACCAUACCGGUACAACAAGACAAGUUACAAUGUCACAAUAAUAAGCACAGAGAAGAGGCCGAGAUCCCACCCUUGGCUACGGUAUGGCUAGAGUGGCUAGCUAGACAGAGCCAGCGACAACAAGUGGCGAGCUUUCCCAACCAUGGAGGCAGUCAUGGAGUCAACUUCAUUAAACGGGAGCCAUCUAAUUCCUCUGAUAGUCUUAGGAUCCAUCACAAGCACACUUUCGCUGCUUGGAUCUCUUGGCAUUGUGUUCAUUGCCCGCAAGGAAUUGGCACACAGCUUUAUGAAUAGACUGCUAUUCUCUCUAAGCCUUGCUGAUGCUUUGGCGUCAAUUUCCCUUUUGCUCUCUCCCUAUAUGGUACCUUCGUACAUGAAUGUUCCUGGGGCCAGUGGGAAUCAUGCAAGUUGCACUGCCAUUGGGUUUGUCUUCAUGACUGGUUUGAUCGCCACUUCCUGCUACAAUGGAUUUUUGGGAGUCUUCUACUACUUGACAGUGGUUCGAAACUGGAGAGAACGUGAUUUUACCAGGCACAUCGAAAUGGUGAUGCACUCAGUUGCUGUUCUGAUUCCAAUAUCCAUCAAUAUUGCAGCGGCGGCCACAGAAUCCAUUAAUCCAACCCCUUUCUACAGCAAUAUAUGUAUCUAUGCUCCAAUUCCAUGGGGAUGCGAAGAUAACAAUGAAGUGGAAUGUGUUCGGUCAUCCCCACUGGCUGCCAUGAGUCUUAUUCGGACAGUCAUACCCUUUCAAGGCUUCUUUGCAAUUUUGGGAUUCGUUUGUACCAUUCUGGUCUGGUGGUCAGUCCGGCAAACAAUCAGACGAAGCAGUUCCUAUCAUUUCACUGGAGCAGAAUCAAAUGAUAGCAAUGCCCGACGGUUGGAACAAGUUCGUAUCCAAGCAACACUCUAUUGCCUUGUUUAUUGGAAUACGUUUAUCUGGCCAUUUAUUGGCUUGGUUUUGGCAAGCCUUCACAACACAAGAGAAAGUCUUGCAAUGCAAACUCAGCCUGGGCCCUAUGCUCUGCAGGUCUUGACAUGGAUCUUCCUUCCAUUACAGGGUGCUCUUAAUUUUUUCGUUUACACCCGGACCAAAGCACAAGAAUGGAGAAAGGCAGCACCCCAGCAAUCAUGGAUUUGGAUUUACAGGCAAGUCCUAUCUUCAACUGAGUUACCACGGAAGGCCAGUACCACACGAAGUUUUGUCCUUCAGAGCAACAACCCUACCACAACAAAGAACACUACUGCUGCUGAGCAGAAUCUUAACAACCCUCCCUCAAAGGCUGAUGAUGAGAUCCUAGGAUAUCCUUCUGUUGACGAUUGUGAUGAAUUUGCUUGCGAAAAUCAUGAAGCAGAGUGAAACUGAAAGCAUCUGAGUAUGGCUGACACCUCGUGGACAAAGCAAUAGAAUGCAAACCACCGAAAAGAAUGUAUAUCAUUUGCCUGGUUGAGAGUCCUGGCAUCUUGGAUUGAAUGCUUCAAGCAAUUUGGGUUCUUCGUGGAACAGCUAACGAAGGUACUUGGGCACUGCAUGCGACGGGAUACAGCUUACAAUUCAGCUUUACAGCUUUACAAUUGGCAGGCUUAUUCUAGAAAAUAAUCAAUAACUGCUCACUUAUUUGG